Molecule: messenger RNA, 914 nt
Organism: Seminavis robusta
Lineage: Eukaryota; Bacillariophyta; Bacillariophyceae; Naviculales; Naviculaceae
Source: the annotation of a GenBank genome assembly
UUGAUCCAACCAUGACAGCAGAUACAACAGCCCGACAAGGAAAGCACACAAAGUUCAGAUCAACCAUGACGGGAAAAUCUUUGAUAUCUUCCCUGCUUGUGCUUCUGCUGCCUGUCGGAAGCCUUGGUUUCGUCCCUCGACAUCCGAUAGACGCCACAAGAUCCCUUCAAUUGCAGCAACAGUCUCCUCCUGCCGAUGAAAUAAUCAUCAGAAGGCCAUCGGCCAUGGUAAUUGGCGGCAUUCUCCUGUCGGGUCUCUUGACCCUGACUCCUCCUGUAUGGGCCGACGAAGAGGCCGCACCUGCACCUGCCCCUCCCACUAUUGAAGCCUGCCGCAAGGAUCCCUCCGGUGGUGUCACGAAUUGCGUGUCAACUAAAAAUGUCAAACAACUGGAUCUGUAUGCCCCACCAUGGACGUUUGAAUCAUCUGCGGAAGAAGCUGCAGCUCGCUUGAAGGGCGUGGUUGCCUCGGAUUCUGCUCUGGAUAUUGUCAAGAAAGAGAGCGAAGGUGAUGGCAAAUCCCUGUAUUUCGAAAUCAAGUCUACCCGAUCGGCCAUAUUCAAUGACAAUCUGCAGUUCAUCAUUAAUCCACAAGACAAGGUGGUUACCUUUCGUGCCGAACAAGACGGUGAACCGGCCGUGUCAGACUUUGGUGCCAUUCGGAAAGAAUUGGAAUCCAUUCGAACACGGUGCAAGUUUGGUGUCAUGGGACAAGGAGUCUCCGCUGACUCCAUGCCCUCUCAAAAUGGCCCCAUUGGACAGCUGAAGGCAUUUUACGGACUGCAGAGUGGAAAAGGGUUUGAAGAUGUUUUUGGCGAGGAAUAAAUUUAGACCAUUGCUAGCUAGCUAGCUACCAGCGUGUCAUAAUAUGCAUACGGUAGUGCAUACUUUGUAUAGCUCCAGAUUGCAAGUUGC